GAAAUGAGAGAAAGCAGCGAGUGAGAGGGGAGGGGGCGCCGGGCGAGACCGUGGAGCCGAGCGGCCCCUAACCCGGCGCCCGCUGCAGGCGCGCAUGGCGGGCGGGGCGCGCUGAUCCCUGCAGGUCAAGAGUAGCGCACAAGUCCCGGGCCAAUGUCCCAGGUGAGCGGCCAGCACCCCUCUCGCUGCGACGCGCCCCAUGGAGCCCCUAGCGCAGCUCCGGACCCAGCCCAGACCCUGUCCCUCCUACCCGGGCUGGAGGUAGUAGCAGGACCUGCUCAUCCUGCGGAGGCAGCGUCAGAGGAGGGCUCCCUGGAGGAGGAGGCACCCCCCAUGCCCCAAGGCAGUAGCCCUGGGGCUCCCCAGGUCCUGGACAGCACUGACCUCGUUGUACCCACAGAAGCUGUGACGUGCCAGCCUCAGGGGAACCCCUUGGGCUGCACCCCUUUAUUAUCAAAUGGCUCCGGCCACCCCUCAGAGCUGGGCCAUGCCAGGCGUGCUGGGAAUGGUGCCCUAGGUGGCCCCAAGGCCCACCGGAAGUUGCAGACACACCCAUCUCUGGCCAGCCAGGGCAGCAAGAGGAGCAAGGGCAGCACUAAAUCAUCCACCUCCCAGAUCCCCCUCCAGGCGCAGGAAGACUGCUGUGUCCACUGUGUCCUGUCCUGCCUGUUCUGUGAGUUCCUGACGCUGUGCAACAUCGUCCUGGACUGUGCCACCUGCGGCUCCUGCAGCUCCGAGGACUCGUGCCUCUGCUGCUGCUGCUGUGGCUCUGGCGAGUGCGCAGACUGCGACCUGCCCUGCGACCUGGACUGCGGCAUCCUGGACGCCUGCUGUGAGUCGGCCGACUGCCUGGAGAUCUGCAUGGAGUGCUGCGGGCUCUGCUUCUCCUCCUGACCCGCCCCAGCCCUAGGGCUGCCCCAUGAAGCUUGAUAACCCCUCCGCUCCCAGCCUCCGCUCCCAGCCUCCGCUCCCAGCCUCCGCUCCCAGCCUCCGGGGCCCUCCCAGAGCACCAGCCCCAAGAGCAGACUGGGUGGGUGCUCUGUAGGGACACCUCAGCCAGGGAGCUGGGCCCACGACAGACAAUCCUGCCCUCCCAGCUGGUUACCAGGGACCCCAGCACCAAGGAUCUGGUGAGAUGGGACAAGGGUGGGGGCCACUCUAGGACCAGCCACCAGGGCUGCGGAACACUGUGAAAGUUAGAGGAGGGGGCGGUGGAGGGGGGGCGUGUGCUUCUCUACCUCUCUAGUCCUGGUGCCCACCUCCCCUGCCCCCCCAGGCCUCGAGGACAGCAAAAUGUGAAAAGAUUCACCUGCCCCGCCCCAGCCAAGCCCCUCCCCGAGUCCUUUCCUGGGCUUUGUGGGGGCCUAGCCUAUGCAGUGACCCAAGAAGCCAGGCCUGGACCCAGGGCCUGACGGGAGGGGGAACAGUACAGAAAAGACU
This is a messenger RNA of Marmota monax (woodchuck), 1440 nucleotides long. RefSeq names its product MyoD family inhibitor (gene Mdfi). The record is from RefSeq and is a predicted model, not a curated record. Bases 154 to 894 code for a protein of 246 amino acids. The transcript has 5 exons. Lineage: Eukaryota; Metazoa; Chordata; Mammalia; Rodentia; Sciuridae.